Fimicolochytrium jonesii is the source of this 912-nucleotide messenger RNA. Its product is annotated as Prefoldin. Gene Ontology annotation, biological process: protein folding. NCBI's taxonomy places the organism in Eukaryota, Fungi, Chytridiomycota, Chytridiomycetes, Spizellomycetales, Powellomycetaceae. Bases 142 to 504 code for a protein of 120 amino acids. Gene Ontology annotation, cellular component: prefoldin complex; cytoplasm. The transcript is spliced from 4 exons. The record is from RefSeq and is a predicted model, not a curated record. Gene Ontology annotation, molecular function: protein folding chaperone.
AUUAGCAUUUUGGCCCUGAGCAUUACUCGGGAUCUUUCCAGAUAACAACUCCAUAAAAUAAGCUCAACCGUCUUGCCUUCGCACUCGGGAGACUAGGCUCACAUCCCCAGUCACUACUCAUCCCAUAUAUUCGCAACAACAAUGGCAACGUCUUCGAACACCAGCGAGAAGCGCCCGAGUGACCAGGAGAUAGUCUCGCAGCUAAAUUCAAUGAAGCAAGAAAUGAACGCGAUCGCACAAAAACUGGGCGAACUGGAAAUGGAGAAAGAUGAGCAUCAACUGGUAGUGGAUACAAUGAAGCCCCUUGAAGGAGACCGGAAGUGCUUCCGUUUGGUUGGCGGAGUUCUGGUGGAACGGACUGUAAAGGACGUUCUGCCUGCUGUGGAGACGAACAUGGAUGGGAUCGCAAACAUCAUCAAGCAAUUAGUCACACAGUACAAGAAGAAAGAGCAGGACUUUGAGGCAUUUCAGAAAAAGUGGGGCGUACAGAUUAAGAAUCAAUGAUGAUGCAUCGGCGUGAAGGCUUUAGUAAGAGUAGUGGGGACGUAGUAUUGCAUCGUUUCCGAACGAAGUGGGGAUGGGUAGGGAGGGGAAUACCGUUUUGACCAGGGCCAAGCACAAGGGUUUCUUCUGCUUUCAUUAAUUAAGGGAUGGAUUUGACUCAGUUACGGAACCGGGAGGAGACAAUCUUUUGGAUGUCACUUGUUCACUAUUCGCACGGCGGUAGGCAGCAUAUUGGGAGGCGUGCUGAGGAAUGAUGACGGGAUCGCAAAAGCAUGUCCCCGCUCCAGCCCUUGUGGGACAUUCCUUCACCUGCUUUCCUGCCAUUGGCAAUGUGGGACGCUGCGACCUCGAGGUUACUGAGAUGAAAUGGGAUAUCUUAUUAACGCAAAAUAUGUACAAGAAAACAAC